Anoplopoma fimbria (sablefish) is the source of this 3672-nucleotide messenger RNA. It is a transcript of the gene toporsa, whose product is annotated as topoisomerase I binding, arginine/serine-rich a. Gene Ontology annotation, biological process: protein monoubiquitination; protein polyubiquitination. The transcript has 2 exons. Gene Ontology annotation, molecular function: ubiquitin protein ligase activity. The record is from RefSeq and is a predicted model, not a curated record. Bases 147 to 2786 code for a protein of 879 amino acids. NCBI's taxonomy places the organism in Eukaryota, Metazoa, Chordata, Actinopteri, Perciformes, Anoplopomatidae.
AGUAGCUCGUAGCUUGAGUUGCUGACUGUUCGUCAGAGUGAAGCUGCUCCUCUAUAGAGCCGCUCCUGAAUGCUGGUUAUGUAGAAAUGAACGGGUUUCUACAGGACGGAGAAGGCUGAUCAGCGCGUCUGGGGAAGCCAAAAAUUAUGUCAGCAAUCAAGCUUGCCCUGCAGCAGAGCCAGAAGAAGGGCAGAAGGAAAACCUCUGAAGCAAUGUCUGCAGAUGUGUCGCCGGACUCCAAAUGUCCAAUCUGUUUGGACAAAUUUAACAACAUUUCUUACCUGGACCUCUGCCUACACAAGUUCUGUUUCCGCUGCAUUCAUGAGUGGUCCAAGAACAAAGCCGAGUGCCCUUUAUGUAAACAGUCUUUUAAUUCAAUCUAUCACAGCAUCAAAUCAGAGCAAGACUUUAAGAAGUAUGACCUGCAGCCGGUGGAAAAUUCCUCUUUUGGGACUUUUGGUGGAGUGCGGUUUAGAUACCGCACAACGCUUACCGGAGUCAAUCGACAGAUGCGGGGAAGGACCUCUCCACCUCCAGACAAUGGAGUAAUGUUUGAAGCUCCAGUAAACCCUCCCCAACAGCCGCAGGACCGCUACAUCCGGCGGAUGAUGAUGAGGUUGGCAGCCAAGAGGAGAGCCGCGAGUGAAGGCAGGGCAGUGAACAGUGUCAGAGAGCAGGAAAUGGUAAACUUCAGGAGGGAACUGUAUCGACAGGGGACGAGGGUUCGGAGUGUCCGGGAUGGUGGCCGCUCCAGAGAAACCUCAGCGGAGUUCUUCCAAAGAAAUCCUGCCUGCCUGCAUAGACUGAUCCCCUGGCUAAAGAGAGAACUCGUUGUGCUGUAUGGAGCCCACGGCUCUUUGGUCAACAUAGUUCAACACAUCAUCAUGUCACGCAUUACACGUUACGAUAUGGAGGAUGGAGCUAUUCAGGAAGAGCUGAGGCCGUUCCUCCAGGGCCGCACAGAGCACUUCCUGCAUGAGUUCAUCAGCUUUGCAAAGUCUCCUUUCAACGUGGAGGCCUAUGACCAGCAUGCUGCCUAUGACUGCCCGGCCGCUUCUUCAAAUGAAGACAGCAGCGCCAACUCGUCUGUGAUAGCCAUCUCAGAGGAUGAGGACCACUCGGUGGAGUUAAACCACCCAGGAGACUCCACGUCUUCGCUGAGCCACUCUGUGUGGGACGACGAGACACCUGGGCCGUCGUAUUCUACGACAGCAGAGCAGGGCAGGGCAGAGUGUCUGUCAGUGCUCGACUUAGACUCAGACAGCAGUUUAGAGGAGGAGACGUGUGAGUUUGGGGCCUCUCCAGAGCAAAUGAGUCCUCCUAACCAAACGGACGAGACUCAGGGUGAAGUUAACAAUGAAGAGGGUCUGUCUUAUGACAGCGACGACUGUGUCAUUAUAAGUGUUGUUAAGCCAACAGCAGACAGGACUCCUGAGCUGGUUCAGCUGUCCUCUGACUCUGAUGAGUCUGCCGGUGAAGAUAUUAAAGCAGUGCCUCUUCUACCUCAACACAUCCGCUUCUCUAGUCUCAGUCCUAUGGCUUCACAGGGCAGUGAUCCAAGUGGUGCUGGACAGUCAGAACAUUUAGAAACUGACCACUAUCAUCAGUUGGAUUCAAAAGAGAGACAUAGCACUUCUACAUCUAGCAGGCACAAGACAUCCAGUAGGUCAGACAGAAAAGACAGAUCUAGGGAGAGGCACUUGUCAAAGGACGGAGACCAUCGGAGAAAGAGGAGGUCAAGAAGUGCAGAGCGCAGGCACUCAAGCAGGAGCCCGGUGAUCUCCCACAGCAGUGUCAGCACUCAAUCCAGAGAAAGAGGUCAUUCUUACUCCAGUGGCAGAGACUACUCAAAAUCUGACGCCAAUUAUAGCAGGAGGGACAUUGAUCACAGCUACCAGUCAUAUAAGCAUUACAGCCAAGAGAAAAAUGACAGUGGGAUGCAUUACACAGAGAGGCGGUCCUACUAUUACAGCAGCCGCAAGUACACAGACCGUCACUCUGACUCCAGGAGCCGCAGCAGGGACCGGCAUAAACGGGACAGGAGGCAUUCUCGUUCUAGGACUUGUUCCAGCAGUCGCUCCCCUUCGACCAAACGGAGAUCUCACAACAACAAGCCUGGUGGAAAGAGGAAAUACAAGACAAGACAUUUGGAAGAAACAUCCAAAGACGCACUUUCAAACUCAAAUGCUGAAGGUGACGCCCCAAUUUUAUCAACAAAACACAAGAAAAAGAGCAAAGAGAAGCAUCGGAAAAAAUCCAAAGACAGGUCGAGAAAGACUAGCAGGAGCCUCAGUGUGGAGCUCGUCAAUGAGGAAAACUCUCACGAGCAAAGCAAGCGUCACCAUAAGAAGAAGAAGAAACAUAAGAAGAAAAGCAAAAGGCACAAGAGUAGCGAGCGCACAGGGAAGCACUCACCCACUGUCAUUACCAUCGAUAGUGACAGCGAUUCUUUUGCUCGUGACAGUGUCAACAAGACCUGCAACACUAACCAGGACAACCCUGUCAACAGUACCACCGAUGGCCCAGUUGACUCCGCCCCUCCGGACUCGGACAACCCUGUCAACAGUACCACCGAUGGCCCAGUUGACUCCGCCCCUCCGGACUCGGACAACCCUGUCAACAGUACCACCGAUGGCCCAGUUGACUCCGCCUCUCCGGACUCGGAUAACCCUGUCAACAGUACCACUGAUGGCCCAGUUGACUCCGCCCCUCCGAACUCGGACAACCCUGUCAACAGUACCACCGAUGGCCCUGUUGACUCCGCCCCUUCGGACUCUCUGGAGUAGUUUUAUGGAAACUGAUGGAUUCACCCAUCAGCAGCUAAUGGCUGCCAGCAGUAUUUUAAACCAAAACAAUUUUCAAUAUGUUGAAGUCCACCAGACCUUGAAGGAUAUUGCGACUACACAGAUCUUAAAAUGCCACAGCAAGUGGUUUCUAUGGUGACAGUUCAUUGGAUGGUGGCAAACAUGACUCUAAACACCUAAAACAAUCCUAUUUUAUGUGCCAAGUGCCACUUUGAACAAGGCAGAAUAGACUUAUGGGGGUUGCACAUCUUUUUUUAAGUGUAAAUUCUUAUUCAGGAAAAUCCUUUUCUUUAAUGGAUGUAUUUUAUUUCUAAGGUGCUCUCAGGGAUGAUAUUGAUUACAGUGAUUUUUUUCCUUUGUCAUAAGUCUGCUAUCAUCUAGAGACAAAACUAUUUCUGCCUGCUACACAUGGAGUACUUAUCCGCAGAUAGUGUGUGGAUUUCUAAAUUAGCUCUUUUGUAAUGCAUUUUAUUUAAAAUAAAUUGUAAUGAGCAACUGUGUGUGCUGUGGGUUUUCUGAAAAGAAAUAAAAUUUGUAUACAUUUUUUUGUAUGGAUUUUUAGCCUCACAAAUAAGAAAAGUGAUCCUAAUUCUGCAUGAAAAUUCAGCAAACUUAAACCUCUUAGCUGUUGCUAUAGAAUCCACACAUUUUGCUCUCCGUCUUUCAUGUACCUCCCACAGUACAGAAAUAAAAAAUACUGUGGUGAUUACUAAGGGCUGGAUGCAAAACUUUUCAUUUCUUGAUUAUAAAUCUGGGAAAAGCGAUAUUCUUACAAUCAAACUUGUGUCUUUCCCAUUUCCAUUUAUAUGAGAAAACUGAGCAUUGAAAGUUUCCUAAAUCAUCAUACUCUGCUUUCUAAAUUGUCAAU